GUGGCUGAGCGCUUAGCGGCGCUAUUAAUUAAUCGUAAGGUUGCCGGUUCGAAUCCCGGCAGGUGCGAAUUUUUUUUUGUACUUGUAAAAAUAAAUACGAGCACGUAUAAUUUCAAAAGUAAUAAAUAUAUUUGAAUAAUGAAUGCAAAUAAAAGUAAAUUUAUUAAUUAAAUUGUAAUUUUCAGAUAAGGACAUGAUAACUAAUGGUCAAUUAGGUUAGGUUAGCUACAUUAUAAAUACUUUAAAACUUUGUGGACGGUUGAUUUGGUUAGGAUAGUUACAUUAAAGAUACUUGGAAAUCAAACAUCCAGGGGGUAGGCGCUCCCGAUCGGCCAACUUCGGAGAGGAUCGGCAUUUGCUGCCAGUUGCAGGACGGUAGCAUUGCUGUCGCUAGACUCUUGUUGCAUAUUCACUGAUAUAAGUCGGCCUUUCUUAUCUCUAAUCUAUGGUAUCAAGGAAAUUUAGGUUUUAUGUUUUAUAGCAGCCAUAGUUGGCAACACUACUUUGCACAUUUUUUCGAUUAGAAAAAAGAAACCUGCAAUGUACAACAUAACAAAAGGAGAGAUUGCACAACCAUUGUAUCUCGAAACGCGAAAAUAUCUGGAAGUACGCAGUUUCAAACGAGAUAGAACCAACGAUAAAAAUUUCUAGAGAACAAAUAACGAUUUUUUUUGAUGAAGUAACCAAUUGCUGAAAAGUGUUGGAUGGAUGCGCAGUCUGUGGUAAAUUUGAGACGCACAACUGACACAUGUUUGAAUGGGAAUCCUCACCAAUCACGCAGUUUUCACGCAGUUGUUUGUACCUCGCGUGAUGUACGACUCAGUCUCUUGCGAGAAGCCAGAAAACCUCAUCGUGAUUAGUAGGCGGACUAGCAAGUCGCAUGCCUACAUUGCCGCAUUUACUAUUCCGUGUGAUGUUUCCCAAGAAAAGGAUGAUGUCGGAGACGUACUACCCGAUGAACCACGUGUCGUGGGGGUGCAGCCCCUGCCAGCAGUCGCCGGGGGCGCGCGCCGACAAGGAGACGCAGUUCGACGGCCUGCUCGUGGACCGCAGCACCUCGGUGGGCGACCUGCGCAGCGCCGACCCGUCCGGCGACUCGGGCUUCGGCGAGCACGCGCCCGAGACGUCGUCGCUGUCGCCGCCGCCGUCGUCGUCGUCGGGCGACGCUCGCCGCGACGACGACUCGUCGCGCGUCACGGAGGACGCCGGCGCCGGCGCCGCCGCCGAGGCGUCUGCUGCGUCGUCGGGCGACAUCUACAGCGAGAUCGCGUCGCCCGGCGACGAGCGGCGGCGGUUCUGCCGCGAGGACGAGAUCGUGCACCUGUCGGAGGAGCCGCUGACGGCGACGGGGGCCGACGACGACGGGGACCUGGAGCGCGGCGUGGUGACCAGCGAGCGCGGCGUGCGUCGUCCGGACGCGGUGGACGGGCCUUCCUCGAUGGCGCACGACCCCGACGACAGCUGCGCCAUGGACUGCCUCUACUACACCCUCAAGUGCUGCGACUGCAGGAUCAUAUGACCUCCGGGGAGGUCGAGGACCUUCAGCGCUGGACACUCCGGCAGGCCUGCGAGAUAGUGCUCGUUUGUGCGGACGUCACGGUACGGUUCUUCAUUCAACAACCACUCGAGUGGUUACCGAUUACCCAAAUAAGGCAUGCUAAAAUAUGUUAUUGAGUGAGUAAAAGGACCCGAGUCUUCGUUACCACAUACUUCAUGCAAAUACUUAACUAUAUUCCUGGAGAAAAAAAAAUUCAAGUGCCUUUUCGUAAUAACAAGAAAUUAUUUAAAUAGAGUUAAUUUUUGCGUGUGUUGGCAAUUUUACGUAACGUAGGUGCUUUGAAGGCUGCUGAAAACUGUGACCUGCCAGAGACGACACAGGUUGACGGAGCAACGACAGUGCGAUAGGCCUGUCCUCGGGCCGCUGCUAAGACUUGGAGGAGAGUAUCGAGCUGUAAAAAUGGUCCCUGUGUGUUUUUUUUUUUACUUUCAUUUUGUGAGCUAUACGAUAUUAAUAACAUGUUGGGAGGUACCUUUAUCAUAUUUCUGUGAUAAAAAGUACGUAUCCUAUGAGAAGCUUCUUAAGACUGUUUAACCAUUCCUUUAGAAUUUAUGAAUAUGUCGUAACAAAAUCACAGCUUAGGUGCAUGAAUCAAUAAAAAAAGAAUAUAGACUAGAGCAAUUCUUCCUAAUAAUUUCAAGCUUUGUGAUGUGUUUGGCCUUUGGCAGCUUUAUAUACCUAUAAUGUACCUACAGACAAAUGCUGAUCUCAUAUCUUACAAUAUUUUAUAGUGUUGGGAACGACUACUAAAAAUUCCAUACUUUGACAAGAGUUUUGGGCUCUUUGUUUCCCUGUUAAACAAUAUUCAUACUAUUGACACUUGUAAUUUAUUUUUAGAGUAGCGCUCUUCAUUUGUAGAACGUACUGUAUUACUUUUUAUGAUGUUUUUGUAUUUAUGUGUUGUCUCUUUUACAAUAUAAAUACGCAAAAUAAGCAGCUAUUUUCAUAAAAAUUGAAGAAAAUAAUUCUGCACAAAUUUUGGUAUAAGUUAUAUUUGAAGAUAUGUUUCUAAACGCAGCGAUAAAUAUUACCUGUAUUUUUAUAUUAAACACAAUUUAAAGUACUACUAGUGAUUUAAUCAAUCAGGUGUUUGAAUUAUUACAGACCCAGAAACUGUGCAGGAUAACCUUUAUAAGACUUAGUGCACCUUAUAGGAGACAUUUGGUGCAGUGAUAAAGGACAUAUUGGCUCAAUAGUUCUAAAAACGAAUUGUUAAUUUAUGACUUUGUACUGCAAUAUCUUUAGCUUAGAAUAUUUCAUAUAAAAAUAUUCUAAUGAAUGUUAAUUAAAAUCCAGUAUUUCAAUAUGAAAAAUAAUGUGUUUUCCCUCUUGUGUAUGAGUGUAGCAUGAAUAGUGUCUCAAAUCGUGUUCAGAAGAUACAGUUAACAUUUGUUUUAUAGUUGUCUGGCUUUCUUGUGAAGAGACAAGUUUACGUUCUAUUGUUAUAAAAUAAUUCUCUUUUAAGGGCCCCGCCUCGUCAGGGGUGUAUCUGUGUUAGUGAGGCGGGAUGAUAAGCGUGAUGUUCGCUGAUGCUUCUAGCGCGGUAUCGCCUCUAAGCGCAAGGCUCUGAACUGAAGCGCAGUCUUCUCGUCGUCACAGGAUAACUGUGAAAUUUGAGCGGUGACCGUAACAUUAUAUUGCGGAUAAAUGAAGAUAAAGGUGUAAUGCAAGUCCCUUAAGGGGAUUGGUGCAGGACAAAAAACAGUCAUUCGUCAGAAUUUGUUGGAAAUGAGCUUAAGUGUUUUAUAAAUGCUUGUUUAUUACUACUGUACGGCCAGCCAGCACGUAUAUAAGCUAGCGGGUGAGAUUUGGCAAGUUAGUGGCGAGAAAGCUUCUGUGAGGGGAGGUUGUCGAAUGUUGCAGCUCUGAGGCCUGCCAUCUAGCGGGAAUCUUUCGAAGGUCUUCCACAAUAUCGCCUUUCUCUCUCUCUCUCUCUCUCCAACACGGACACCCAACCAGCUCUUAUCUUCGCUUCCCAUCUCGCACUAUCCUUCUUUCUCGGAUCAGGUAGCCGCCCUUCCCCGCGUAGACUUUCGUGUUACUCCAGGAAACCAAGACAACCUGUGAAAAAUUUGUCCAAAGCUGAAUUUUUGUACUGUGGUAGAGUUGACUAUGCUUAAUAACAUACCGAAUGUUUACCGCUGAAGACCUUGUGCGUUAUCACCGAAAAUUUGCAUUUAAGUCCUAGGUGACAGCAACUUGCAUCAGUCCAUUAAAAUGCUACCCAUUUAUACAGUUUUUAAUUUUGACUGUCCGUAAACUUACCAAAAUAAUCUAGAAACUGUAAUACGCCCACUAAUGUUAGAAAAAUUUUAAUUUUUAAUAUUUAAGAUAUGUUAUAAAGCGAUUAAUUCACGACAUAUAUUUAUUUUAUCUUUGCCACCCAGAUAAAAAUACGAUUUACACCGAUUUGAAGAGCCCAAUAAGAAAAAAUGUCUAAAUAAAUGUUUUUAAUUAUACUUUUAGCUUUAAGAUAGUAUAUUUAUAAAGAGUCUAGCAUAAUUAGUUGCCUCAUUAAAGCUGCCCGAGCGUUGCAGUGUACUGCGGCCGUACUGAUCUUUCACGGCCGGCGGGCUUUGAAACACGCUGCGUACUGCGACACUCAAUAAACUUGGUCUUAUUUAGGAAUUACUUAAAAUAUAUUUAAUGCAUAUGAUAGGGUGUAUUCAUGUUACAUCUAUUGAGAUAUACAUAUUCUUUUUUCUUAUAUGAAUGAUUUUUGAUACAAUAAAAUUAACAAUUUCUGCUUGGAACUUGUAAAUCAAAAUUCUAGAGGACCUCUGGUUUUAUAUAUGUGUGUUCGUAUUUUGUUACAAAAAUUUUAUUAUUAAAAAAUAUUUUAAUACCAAAAAAUAUAAUUAUUUUUUAUUUCUAAUACAUUAUAUUAUUUUAAAUCAGAACUGUGCAAAAUUUUAAUGUAGCCUAUAUUAUAAAAUAUAUAUAUUUAAUUAUAUGAAAUUAGUUUACUACAUAACAAUUGAAGAAAACGAUACACCGUAAAUGUGCUUAUUGAGUUUUGUCACUUUUAUAACAUAAUUCGUAUGAUAAUAUUUUUUUUUUCCAGAAAAUAAAUAAAACAUAAGUUGUGUUGUAAAAUGUAUUGAUAGAAUUACAUAUUUAGUAUUUUUUUUCUAAGUUAAUUCAUUGGAGUGCUGCGCCUAGCUUACUUCGUUGAAUUGCUAAUGGCAAAGAGCGGUGGUGGAUGUUUUUGCAAGAGUUUGACCGUAUUUUAUGACCCCAGCUGUGAGAGGGUGUUCGUCCCAGAAAUCCUAACGGUCAAGGAAAAUAGCCUUUCUCUGGCUGUAGUCACGUACGGGUCUGCUACUCGCGUAAUAUCGUCAGUUUAUCACAACUUUCCGGGAAGUUCUAUUGUUGUUAUUUAUUUAUAAUUUAGAAAUUAAAGAGUCGAUCAUACUAACAUUUUUAACUAAGCAAAUCGCAUCCUGGAAGAUUUUUAUCUACGUAAGCAGCAAAAAUCACUUGCAGUUAGGAAACUUUUAUUCUUUCAGAGUAAAAUUCAGUCUGGAAUUACCAUACAUUAAAAACCUUAGUUUUCUGGAGCAAAAAACGUCCCAGCACGAGUGACUAACACUGCUGCACACACACUACGCAUCUUGAAAUACAUCAGUGGUCAGACUAUUGUACCAGACACUCAAAAUAUACACAUUUAAACCUUUAAAAAAAAAACACACAGACAAUAUUUAUGAAGUUAUUUUGACGCUACACUCAACAUAUUUAUGUAACAUGUAGUCAAAUUUCUAUAAAAAAUAUAUUUUUCUUACCUUUUAUGAUUAAAAUUACCAAUUUAAUAAUAGGACGUUUAAACAUUGAGGUGUUUAUCACAGUUUCCAUGUAGGACAUUAUUUUAUAUUACUUUGGUGCCAUAAUGAGAACCGGCUUAAAAAAGUAUUAAAGUUAUUAAAUUUACGAAACAUUUUUGUGGAUCAUUGUAGAAAUUAUCAUUAAGGACUCAACUGCUCAUUAUUGGUGUGAUCACCAAUGUUACUAAGAAAUGUUCAUUCUACUACUGUACAAAAUUUUUGCUUUGGGAUAAUUUUCCAUGUAUUAAAAAUUUUUGUUUCUUAACAGCGAAAUUCGUCCCGACCCGAGCCUACUUCGACAACCUCGCAGUAGUAUACACUACGCCGCUCGGAUCGCUUUAAUGGUCAAACUAAUUGUAUGAGACACUUAAAAAAUAUACCAAUUUAAAGAUGAAUAAAUAUGCAACAACGUUUAAUUCAAGCGAUUUCCACGUUGGGCUCUUUAAGUUUAUGUAAGAUGUAUUUAUAUUUCCUUAAAAUUGAAUGAAAGUGAAUUCGUUAACUUUCAUGAUUUAAAAGGUAUAUUCUAUAGAAACAUGUUAAAACUUUGUGCUUUUUAUCACUAUCCUCAGAUAGGGCAAUGUUUCUAGAUUAUUUUGGGUUCCAUACUGACGGUCUACUCCAUAAAGUGCAUUUGCAAUAUCCAUUAUUGUGGAUCGUUGCAAAAAAUUGUCAUUUUGGACUUAACUGCCCGUUUUUGGUGUGACGCACAAGGUUUGCGGCAGUACUUAAACUUUUGACGUGUUACUAAGAAAUUUUCAUUCUACUACUGUACAAAUUUUCGGCUUUGGGAUAAUUUUUCAUGUAUUAAAAACCUUUGUUUCUUCACAGCGAAAUUUGUCCCGACCCGAGCCUACUUCGGCAACCUCGCAGUAGUAUACACUACGCGGCUCGGAUCGCUUUAGUGGUCAGACACAUUGUACCAGGCUCUCAACAAAUAAACUAAUUUAAAAUUUAAGAACUAAAUCGUGAUCGUAAAAUGGCCGCCAUGGUGAUUUGCGAAUGUAUGGAGAAAUAAAAACAGUUAAAAUCUUAUGUAGUUUCCAAGAGACAUUAUUACAUCACCAAUCAUCUAAAGUAACAGGUUUACAAAAUUUCAACAUAUUCAGUAACUAGUCAGUUUUUUUUUCAAAUGUGUUAGUAUUAACAAUCUGGACCAUAUCUAGUCUGUGAGGUCUGUAUUGUUACAGACUAUCUGUAUUCCGGUAUUUGGAUUUUGAAGCUACUUAAUGAUUCGCUUUCAAUGUCUAUUAAAAUAUACCUAAUGCUAAUUGCAGGAAUAUUUCUACUCGAUUUCAAAGUUAUAAUUCCUGAACAUUUGUAGCAGACACAUUUCAAUGUAACACUUACUGAUUUUCGAGUUGUGUUGAGGUUUCACAUGCGUGGCCCCUGCUCUGGUAACAAUGAGUCAUCACAACCGGUGCCGUCUGUACGAGCGUCUUCACAAGUUAUCCUGAAAUAUGUUCUUAAAUAUUAAUUCAAGUGAAUUCUUAAAAUCCUACACACCUUAUCUUAAGUGUCGUAAAUGAAUCGUUAUAUUUUAUAAAUCCAUAUAAUAUAGGAGCCAUAAUGGCGCGAAGCAAUGGACGCGAUACAAAUAAUAUUUUUUUUUUUUUUUUACCAACCACUACAUCAGUAAAUAUUUUUGGUUUCCAUUCGCUAUGAAUUCAAGCAUGUAACAUGUGUACUGCUUCUUCAAUUCGGCCACAGUUAAAUGGGAGGCUCUGAAUCACUGAAAAUUCCUCAACAAAAUCAACGAUGAAUCACAGGCAUUACAACAAACAGUUGUCACAAGUCAAGUAGCCAAUGAGCAGGUGACAUUUUUCGAGUUCGUAGAGGAUUGUUGAGACUAUCCUACAGGUCAAUGGCAACGCGCCCUUACGCGCAUGGUUAAUACCCCGCAUGAGUAGAGUGUAAAGGCGUAAGCCUGAGACACAUCUAGGUCCUCAUCUAACCGCGCACACUUAGAUUUAACUCAGGAUAGGGUGAAAAAUAUUUACUAAUUUUGCAGUCCUAACAGUCACCAACGAAUAGCCAGCAUAAUAAAUAAAUAAGCUCACGAAUAUUGUUCGUGAAUGAAGGCGAAGCUGAUACUUUGGAAACGUUACCAGCAGAUAUUAAAUAAUUUUUAACUAUUAUUUACGUAGCUUACUUCUUAAAACUGCAUUCAUGUAAACUGAUUUUGUGUGAUACUAUGUUGAGUGUUUUCUGCUACACGUAGUUUUCUGAAAAAAGUCUAUUGUGGCUUAAUAAACUUGUUAACAUUGGUGCCUGUCAUAAAAAAAAACUCAAACGUAAUUAUACGGAUACAUGUUGAGUAUAGUUAAUGAAUGGUUCACGCACUGCUGAAAAAACAAAAAAAAAACAUGUUUAAAAUUUUACACAUCUUUUUGUUGUCGCAUCGCGUCCAUCGCGUUGUACAUACGCAACUCUGAAAAAUAAAUAUAUGGUAAAAAAAGCUAUAAUAAAAAAAUCUCGUAUCUUUCUUUAUUCUUUUUUCUAAGCGCUCUAAUGGCUUUCGAUAGCUUUGUUCUUUUGUGUACGCUGCUUGGUGGAGGUUUCUUCUGCAUUUUAUUCCUGAAUAAAUCUCACGCUUACAACAAAAAACAUCUAGCUAAAUCACUGUGCUAAAUAAUAACAGAGAAUAACCAUUCAAUUAUACGCCGAGCUAUACCAAACACGUUAUCUUAUCUACUGAAAAUGAGUACGUUGACCUUCAUAUCAGUUUCCCGCGAAAUCCCGUCUCCCCUUCGUAAACAGCAGACAGCUGUGGCUGGGUGGGAACGAGCUGCAAAAAGUUUGGAAAACUGUCGCAAGGUGUCACUACUGUCCAGCGCGCUCCAUAAUUCCUCGUAUCCGAGCUUGCACGCUGCUCAAAUUUCUACAGCUACAUUUUUACUUUAGGUCCGACUGCAAUAAGCUAAAGACUAAAAUAAAGUCAAUCAUUCAGCCGACAUAUAUGUAGGCGUUUGAAUUACAAAUGAAAACGCGAAUGUUAUUAAAUUCGCAAAUGAAUAUCACGUAAUUUCGUAGCAGCUUAUUUAUUAAAAUUCAAAUUGUAGAUACGUUAAAUUAAUAAUGAUUACAGAUAAAAUAAUGGUCACAGUCAUAUCUCCCGUGUCUGAAAAUUUAUCUGCGAAUGUUUUACCACUGAAUUCUUUAUAGUUUUUAAAUAAAGCUCGAAUUUAAAACAAUUCCCGAAAAUCAGCAAUAACUUAAUUAAAAUAAAAAAAUAAAAAAAUAAAUUUUACACCAGAAUGGUUCAAAUCUUCUCUAGCAGCUGAAUCAUUAACAAAUAUAUUGUUUUUUUUAAUACGAUGCUGGUGCACCAAUCCCCUUAAGUGCUUUCAAGAAUCUGCACCGUUUUUUUUACGCCUAAAAAUUACUCUGAAAACAAACGUUUUGGCCAUUUUAACUCUUCUGAAAAUACAGUUAAAAAACUUCAUCCGAAAUCGAAAGUACUUUUCGGCCCUCAGCGAAAUCUUAAAUGCUUUUCGUAAGCAGACCCCGCUCGGAUAUCUUGAGUGGUUUUGAAAUCGCGUUGUUUUCCCUGAAGCUUUGCUCGCCGUAUGUGUGCCCGGGUAGGCGGGGCCCCUUAAGAUGUUAAAUGGCAAUUGAUUUCUUUGACUUGGAGUGCAGGUGGUCGAUGACUUGAUCUGGUAAAGCAUAAAGUAGUGUCGCGAGUACUCGCACCACGGUCUGGUCGUACUGGCGCGGCACGUUCUAGCGGCGAGGUGUGCUCGUACGUGGACGAUGUUAAGUGGUACAAUUCGCCGUGGUGCAUGUUUUAAACAUGCACGUGCAGCAGAAGCGAGGUUCCGUAACUGCUGGCUGUGGGCUGAGAACGUGUGAUAGCACCCAUCUGUUGAAUCCAAUAAUAAUGUUUUCGCGUUUCGUUAGACUGCCUGUUAAAAUACAUGCUGUCCUCUGGCUUCGUUGGUCGCCACAUUUCACUUAGACGUUACCUCACAGUAAGACUUAAACCGGAGCCGCGCCCGGCGCCAGUCUGUAGUGACAAGUGUUGGUGUAUGUUGUUAUAGUUAAUUUGUAGUAAUUUUCAAGUCUACAUAUAUAUCUGAUUACAAACUGUGCAACUUGAAGUUGAUACGUAAACAAAGUAUCGUGCUGUUAGAGUUAAUAAAGUACAUAUAUAUUUUGAGAA
Molecule: messenger RNA, 9541 nt
Organism: Bacillus rossius redtenbacheri
Lineage: Eukaryota; Metazoa; Arthropoda; Insecta; Phasmatodea; Bacillidae
Exons: 3
Coding region: 881-1519 (212 amino acids)
Source: RefSeq, a predicted model, not a curated record